Arabidopsis thaliana (thale cress) is the source of this 945-nucleotide messenger RNA. Its product is annotated as RNA-processing, Lsm domain-containing protein. The coding region runs from base 50 to 724 and encodes 224 amino acids. The transcript has 4 exons. NCBI's taxonomy places the organism in Eukaryota, Viridiplantae, Streptophyta, Magnoliopsida, Brassicales, Brassicaceae. The record is from RefSeq and is marked reviewed.
CUUUUUCAAAACCGCGAUUUAGAAACCGCCGGAGAGUUCGUUCGCCGCCAUGAAACCAGCAAGUGCUACGGUGGCUAAAGUAGACAGCGGAGGAGAGGACGAGAAAUUCGAGGUGGGGAAGGUAUACGCUGUCAAGCUGACCACCGGAGAUCAGUUCAAUGGCAUCGUCUUGGCUUAUGAUUCUGAACCCAACUUCGCCGUUUUCGAUAUCCUUUUUCGAAAUCGCUACUCGCAGCUCGUAGAUUCUUAUCUCUGCUACUUCGCCUUCUUGAUUUCAUCUUCUUGUGUUUGUUUUCGCGUAUUCCUUGACGGAUUAGUGAUUUUACAAGAAGGCACGAAGCCUAAACCUCUGGAUUCGAAAUCCUUACGGAUGGUGAAUGUGAAUUACAUAACGGAGAUGAAGAAUCUGGGGAGGGUUAAGGAACGUCUCGCUAAAAAUACUUUGGUUAAUCUUGAUGGACUCAUAGAGAAAGAGAAUCAUGCUAUUAGUAACGUCGAGAAGAUUGGUUUUGGUGUUACCGCAGAAGGGCAGAUGAUCUUUGACGCGAUUUCUAAGACGCUUCCUAUACGCUGGGUGAACAAAGAAAUGCUGGUAAUGGGAGAUGUGUUUAUUCGUAGCCCUUAUCAUUCUGAUUGUGUCUAUGGAGGACCCCGUAUGGUCAAUGAACGAGUAAAGCAUGUGCUGGGGCAGGAGAGAAAGAAGUUGCAACUCAGUGACACCUGAGGAUAUUGAAGGAGUUGUUCAAUGAACAUAGAGCAAUAGCGUAAGUCUCUUAUCCCUAGAAGUACCCUAGAUGUGAUACCAUGUGUAAAUUCGAUUCACGAGAAGAAGAUUUAGAGAUUUUUGAGUUGCAGAGAUUUAAUUUUGGUGUUGACAUUGACAAGAACACAGAGAAUGUUGUUGUUACACUGAUUUGAGACUUGAAGCUUUAGUGAAUGGAUGGC